AUGGACUUUUUGGACUAUAUUGGUUUUUCAACAAAGGACAAUAAUAUUCCCAAUGAAUCUAUGAAAGCUGCAAAUACAAUUGAUUUUUCUGAAACAUCUUCCCCGAUAUGGUUGUUAGGCUUGAUGUAUCAGCCUUGUUUGAUCUGUUCGGAUGAACAAGGAGGAUCCAUGUUGGAUAGCUCAAUGAUGAUGUCCUCAAUGGCAUCGUCGUCUUCAUUCACUGCUACAGGAACGGAGAACUCUUCUACAACAACGGCGACCGUUUCAUCAUUACCGAGUUUUGCCAACGCACCAGAUCAGCAACAAGCACUUCCAACGAAUGGAAGUAUAAAUCAACAAUCAAUGUAUGCACAAUUUCAACAACAAGUUUCAACAACAAAUAACGAUGAUAAUUCACCCAAAACACCCUCAAAAGCAAAACGAUCUUUCUUCUCAAUGCCAAAGAAAAAGAAAACAUAUACCGAUACCGAUUUAGUGAAAAUUUAUCAUAACAAGUUACAAUUGGAGAGCUUUUUGUCUGAUUUUGAAUCAAGAUUUUGGUUUUCAUAUCGAAAAGAUUUUGAACCAAUCUCCAGUAAUCCACUACCAAUGGAACAAAUUGAAUUACAACCUGUCAACAGCAUGGGAAAUUUAAGCUCAAUUAAUAGCACAGGAAGUGGUAUUAUCAGUAGUCAGGGAAGCGUAUUGAGUUCAGGAGCAAGUCAAAAUGGAGAUGACACUCCAUUCUUGACUGGUUCAUUUUCUAACUCUCCUCCUCACGCUCAAUAUUACUACAACAAUUCUAAUAGUGGAAAUCAAUCAACCAAAUCCUCUUCAUCUUCCUCACUAAGCAAACUGUACAGAUACGUGAUUAACUACACCGCUCCCACCUCUGACACUGGUUGGGGUUGUAUGAUGAGAUCAGGACAAAUGUUAUUGGCACAGGCCUUUUUAACACAUUACCUUGGAAGGAAUUUUCGGUUACCAACCACAGAUAGGACGAGAGGAAUGUAUCAAAUUAUUCAAAGUUGGUUCUAUGACUUGGAUGCAUGUCCUUAUUCCAUUCACAAAAUUGCAAGAGCAGGAACCUACUUUGGAAAGAAGGUUGGAGAGUGGUUUGGACCUUCCACAAUCGCCUAUGUGUUGAAAUUGCUCGUGGAGCAGCAUCUGAGAGGUGAAUUUGUGGUUCAUGUGGCGGAUCAAGGUGGAAUCUAUAUUGAUGAAUUACUUGCUAAAUGCGAGUAUGACUAUGAGGAAUUUUCCAUCGAUGUGAACAAUGUACAGAAAGAAAAUACAGAAUCUAUAUAUCCACAAAUUGAGUGUAUAGGCCCAAGAUUGCGGGUGACAAAGAAAUGGAGACCCUUAAUUAUUUUAAUUCCUCUGCGGUUAGGUUUAGAAAAUUUUAACACAGAUUAUAUACCCUCAAUCAAGAAGGUAUUCGAAAUUCCUCAAACAUUGGGAAUUAUGGGAGGAAAACCCAAAUCGUCGCUCUAUUUUAUCGGAUAUCAUGACAAUGAAGUUAUUUAUUUGGACCCUCACACCACACAGAAAUCAUCUCCAAAGGAAGAAACGUAUCAUUGUAAAACACCACUCAAAAUUCCAAUUUCCAAGAUUGAUCCUUCUAUGGCUCUCGGAUUUUUGUGCAGCACAAGACAGGAUUUUGAUGAAUUUUGCAGUUUGGCAAAUCAACACCUCACUCACCGGUCUCAUCCUUUGGUUUGCAUUCGAGAACAAAAGCCCCAAGAGAAAGAUUUGGAUGUUUUGUCAUUUGACGAAUUAUCGGACGAAAAUCGCAAAGAACCUCAUGACGAAGAAGAUGAUGAUAUUGUGUUUGUGUAA
Molecule: messenger RNA, 1818 nt
Organism: Naegleria fowleri
Lineage: Eukaryota; Heterolobosea; Eutetramitea; Acrasida; Naegleriidae
Exons: 3
Coding region: 1-1818 (605 amino acids)
Molecular function (GO): protein-phosphatidylethanolamide deconjugating activity
Source: RefSeq, a predicted model, not a curated record